Molecule: messenger RNA, 1827 nt
Organism: Lutzomyia longipalpis
Lineage: Eukaryota; Metazoa; Arthropoda; Insecta; Diptera; Psychodidae
Gene: hyx
Product: parafibromin
Exons: 4
Coding region: 46-1623 (525 amino acids)
Biological process (GO): positive regulation of transcription elongation by RNA polymerase II; transcription elongation by RNA polymerase II
Cellular component (GO): Cdc73/Paf1 complex
Molecular function (GO): RNA polymerase II complex binding
Source: RefSeq, a predicted model, not a curated record
UUUGUGUCUUGCAUCUCACUUUAGUUCCACAGUAGUUUUGCAAUUAUGGCGGAUCCGCUGAGUUUACUUCGUCAGUAUAAUAUCAACAAAAAGGAGAUUAUCGAGCGUGAGGGGCAGAUAAUCUUUGGUGAAUUCUUGUGGCCGAAACAUGUAAAGACCAACUAUCUAAAAUAUGGUUCCGGAAAGAAGGGGGCUCCGCGGGAGUAUUACACAUUGGAAUGUCUGCUGUAUUUGCUUAAGAAUGUCCAGCUACAGCACUCCGUCUAUGUGCGACAGUGUGCGGCGGAAGACAUUCCGGCUGUCAAUCGUCCGGACAGAAAGGAACUUCUUGCUUACCUCAAUGGGGAGACAUCGACGUGCGAGAGUAUCGACAAGAGUGCCCCCCUUGAGAUUCCCACACAGGUGAAGAGAACCAUUGAACCCGAUGGGAAUGAAUCUCUGGCUAAGAAGGCUCGCUUCGAAGACACGCAAGUGCAGAAGGUGAAGGAACAGCUGGCGGCGCGUCUCGAUGUGAACAAGAAGGAGGCAUCUGUGAAUAUUGACAACAUCAAAUCGCUGUCUGAGACGAUGUCCGUGGAGAAGAUUGCUGCCAUCAAGGCAAAGCGUUUGGCCAACAAAAGGACCACCAUCAAGAGGAAUGACAAUGACGACACAAUGGGUACAGAUCUCAGGGCAAUCUUGGAUUUCGACGUUGACUCCACGAAGGACAUCAUUAGUCGCGAAAGGCAGUGGCGCACACGCACAACAAUCCUCCAGAGUACGGGGAAGGUCUUUGCAAAGAACAUCCUGGCCAUCUUGCAGGGGAUUAAGGCACGCGAGGAGGGUCGUACCAAGCCCCCGGCACCUAUUCGUAUGCCUGAACCUCCUCGUAUGGCCCGUACUAUUCCACAGCCGGCGCAGUACAAUCGUUACGAUCAGGAGCGCUUCAAUAGGCAAAAGGAGGAGACUGAGGGCUUCAAGAUCGACACAAUGGGCACGUAUCACGGCAUGUCGCUCAAGAGUGUGACCGAGGGGUCGGCGCAGCACAAGAAAACCCAGCAAAUUGCUGCAAUGCCCCCGGGACGUCCCAAGGAACUCAUCCCAACGGCUCAGGCGCGUCUUCUACCCCAAAAUCCCAAUAAACGUGUCUCCCGGACUCCCAUCAUUAUCAUCCCUGCUGCCACCACGAGCCUCAUUACGAUGUACAAUGCCAAGGAGAUUCUGCAGGAUCUACGGUAUGUAUCGCAGGAGGAGAAGAAAGCCAACGGGGGGCAGCGUGAGAAUGAGACACUGCUGCAGAGGCGCAAGGAUGGACAGACAACGGUGCCGUAUCGUGUGAUUGACAACCCACAGAAGCUUUCGCCACACGACUGGACACGCGUUGUGGCGGUCUUUGUCAUGGGGCCUGCUUGGCAAUUCAAAGGAUGGCCAUGGGAUGGGAAUCCCGUGGAGAUCUUCUCGAAAGUCUGCGCUUUCCAUUUGCGCUUUGACGAGAUGAAGCUGGAUGCAAAUGUGGCACGCUGGGCUGUCACGGUGCUCAGUUUAUCUCGCACCAAGAGGCAUCUCGACCGGGCUGUUUUGAUGACCUUCUGGGAAACCCUGGACAAGCAUAUGAUAAAGAAUAAGCCAGAGCUUCGCUUCUAACUUCCUCCACGUUGCUGUUAUUCUGGCGCUACUACACUACACCGGGAGAAGGUCUGCAUAAUGGAGUCUCCUGGAAUGGAGGAAAGCAACAACAACAAAAGAAUCCACAACGUCCACUCCUCCGCUAAGAUUUAGUCAAGAAGUUACUGUAAAUUAGCGACGACGAGAAAUUAUAAAAGAAAAAUAAAAAGUAAGUGAAAGAAA